Camellia sinensis is the source of this 1243-nucleotide messenger RNA. The record is from RefSeq and is a predicted model, not a curated record. NCBI's taxonomy places the organism in Eukaryota, Viridiplantae, Streptophyta, Magnoliopsida, Ericales, Theaceae.
CUCUCACUCACUCGACUCCACAAAUAAAAUCCCCCCUCUCCUCCCUCUCUCUACGUUUCAAAAAACUUUGAGCUUAAUCAUGGGUUUUAUUUACAAUUUCGCCACUCAAUCUCCACUCAUUCUACUCUUCUUCUUUAUCAGCACCACCAUGGUUUCACCAUCCCACUCUGCUCUAGUAAAGCAACAACCGCUGGUUCUGAAAUACCACAACGGAGCUCUACUGAAAGGCAAAAUCGCAGUAAAUCUAAUUUGGUACGGCCACUUCACACCAACCCAACGCUCCAUCAUCGUCGAUUUCAUCAACUCCCUCAACUCUCCGGCGAACCCACUUCCCUCCGCCGCAGCCUGGUGGCGCACCACCGCCAACUACAAAGGCGGCCUCUCCACCCUCUUCGUCAGAACCCAAAUCCUCGACGAAACUUACUCCAUGGGCAAGUCCUUGAAGGACAUCCACAUCAGAGCUCUGGCUUCGAAAGCCGCGUUCGGGAGCUCCGUCAACGUCGUUUUGACGUCAAAGGACGUCGUCGUCGAUGGGUUUUGUAUGAGCCGGUGCGGGACUCACGGGUCGGCGACGGUGAAAACCCGGUUCACAUACGCUUGGGUGGGUAAUUCGGAGACCCAGUGUCCGGGUCAGUGUGCUUGGCCGUUUCAUCAACCCAUCUACGGCCCACAAACCCCGCCGCUGGUGGCGCCGAACGGCGAUGUUGGUGUCGACGGCAUGGUGAUCAACCUCGCCACCGUCGUGGCCGGCGCUGUGACCAACCCGUUUAAUAACGGGUAUUUUCAGGGACCCGCUACGGCUCCGUUAGAGGCGGUUUCGGCUUGCACCGGAAUGUUCGGGUCAGGGGCGUACCCGGGUUAUGCGGGUCAGACGCUUGUGGAUAAGAUUACAGGGGCGAGCUAUAAUGCGCACGGGGUGAAUGGGCGUAAGUACUUGUUACCGGCUAUGUGGGACCCUCGAACAUCUUCAUGCUCGACGCUGGUUUGAUUUUGGGGGUUGGAAAUUUGAAAAAGAUGAAUGGGAGAAAUGAUUGAGUGUGGGGCAUGUGUACGGAUGUAGAUAUACGAACUCACGCACGCAAAGAUAUACAUGAGUAUGCGUUUGGGGUUUUUUUUAAAAAUUAUAUUAGGUUUGUCGUUUUGCUUGACGUGUAAAUUGUGCCUAGGGUUUCACGAAAAUGGGCGAAAAUGUAAGGAUAAGGAAUAAAUUAUGAAUAAUAAAUAGUUUUCUACUUUUUAUAGA